AUGACGCGCGCCGUCCUCGCGACCGCCGUCGCGCUCGCGGCGGUCCCUCCGCGCCGCGGGGGACCCCGCCGCGACCGCGCGGCGUCGCGGCAGCGACGCCGCGCGCCCGCGACGACGACGACGACGGCGCGCGAUCGCCAGCGCCAGCGCCAGCAUCGCGUCGAGGGGACGUCCCGUCGCCUCGUCCGAUUUCACGACGACGACGACCGGAUACGGGUUCGCGCCGCGUCCGAAUCCGAAUCCGAACCGCCGCCGCCGCCGCGGUUCGCGCGCGACGUCCGCGCGCGCGCGUUCGGAUUCUUCGGACGCGGCGUCGGACGACGCGGAGGGAUGGGACGCGACGACGAGAAAGACGCGGAGGCGGACGGCGUCGGCGCGCGAGACGGAGAGAUGAAAAUAAUGUACCUCGACCCGAAGGGCGACGACGCGCCCGUGCGCAUCGACGCGCCCACCGGGUACUCCUGGGACGACGACGUCUCGUCCAUCGUCGUCGAGGCGGACGACCGCGCGUCGUCGUCGGAAUCGGAAUCGGGACCCGGAGGGUACUACGCGGGGUACGCGUACGGCGACGGCGACGGCGACGGCGAAGCGUGGCUCCCGCCGGGGUCCCGCGCCAUGAGAAGGGGGCGCUCUGGGAUGAUGAACGAUACUAAACGAAUUCGAUUUCGACGACGAAGGCUGCGGUGGCCUCCGUACUUGGGCGCGGGGCUCGCGCCGCGGUUCGCGCGCAGCGUCUGGGCGCUCAUCGCCGUCGGCGGCGUCGUGUGGGCGUUGUGGUCCGCGGCGAAGCACGUUUUGCUCUUCGGCGUCGGCGCGACCGGCGCACAGCUGGCGUCGACAGUCACCGCCGCGGCGAUCAACCGCGCCGCGUUGGAAGCCCUCGCGGGCCUCGCGGAGGGCGCGCUGAUCGGCAUCUUAGUCGCGCCGACCACGGGCGCGCUGAUCGCCGCGGCCGCUGAGUUUGCGCUUCGCGCGGCGAUGAGGUUGCGCGCGUCGUCGCUGCCGCGGACGCUCGCGCCGGCGACGGCCAAGACUUCCGGCGAACGCGCCGAGCGCGUCGCCGCCGCGGAGAAACACGGGGACGCGCACGCGAGAUUCGCGCGUCUGAAGAAAGCCACGGAGGCGGCCGCGGGGGCUCGGCACGCCGCCGCUGCGUUCGCCGUCGACGCGUGGACGCGGCCGCUCGUGUUUAGCAUCGUCGCCGCGGCGCUCUACUUCACCGUCGUCUCAGUCUGCGGCGGGUUCGGGCUUCACGGGAUGUCGAAUCUCACCGGUCUCUCCGCGGGGCAGCAGCUUCUGCGGCUGCCGCGUUCGGUCAUCGUCGCGUGGUACGGCGCCGUCGUCCUCGCCGCCGCGCUCGUGGCGUCGCUUCGAAGGAAGGACGGCGCCGCGGUCGCGAGCGUGCGGCGCGAGUUGGAGAAGAGAGAGAGGGAAUUCAUCGAGGGAUUGCACCGCGGAAACUUUUCGUGCCGGUGGCGCGCGGACGCGUACGUCGCGCCGCAGUCCGCCGCGGAUAAGGCGCUGACGAACGCGGCGGUCGCGGCCGCCGCCGCCGCCGCCGCGGUGGACCGCCACGUCCCACCGAGCGCGGCGCCGGCGCUAAUUUUGGACGCCGGCGACGCGCGGACGUCCACCGCGCUCGCGUCCGCGUUCACCUUCGCGACGAGGCACCACUCGGGAGGCGACACGUGGCGCCUGGAUUCGCCGCGCGGCGGCAAAGGUGCACCUCCGAAGCGGCGAUUGGGGCAGCGCGUCGGCAGCGUCCGGGGGGUCCGUGUCAUUGUCCGGCUCAGUUGGCUCGGGAUCCGGCUCCGGCUCCGGAUCCGGAUCGCAAGACGACGACGACGACCGGGCGUUCGUGACGGGAACGGGGACGGGGGGGACGGGGACGGGGAGGACGCGGAGGAGGCGCGUGAGGAGGGGAACGAUGCUGACGUGGACGACAACGUCGGAGAAUCCUCCGACGAAUCAUCCCGCGGCGCGAAAUCCCGCGGCGCGUCCGGAUUUCCCUCCGCCGCGAUCUUCGUGCCGAACCAACACACGCACGUCGUCCGCGAACUCCGAGCGAAGUCGCCCUCGAAGUGCACGGCGUUCGCCGCGGACGUGCGCGACGUGUUGGCGCUGCGAUCCCCGUGCGCGACGGCGCUUCACUGCGUGUACUUGGACCACUGCGGCGCCGUCGCGCAACGCGAGCAGCAGCUCUGGGACGUGUUUUCGCGGCACGCCGUCGCCGACGGCGGCGUCCUCGCGGUGACCUUCUCCACGCGAGGCAAACGCAGAGGCUGGAGCAAAGCGAAGGCGGUGAGCACGUGCGUCAGAGGGCUGAUCGAAGCCGCGGACGCGCACGGGUACGAGCUUCACGGCGGCGCCGCGGACGGCGGCGGGUGCGCCGCCGAGGCGAGCGCGGAUCUCUCGCGGCUGCUCGAUUACACCGUGUCCUUCGGCGACGAAGGCGACGGCGCGUCGGACGCGUCGGACGCGUCGCCACCGGAAGAUGAAACGUCAACCGACGCCUCUCGCGCGAGUGCGCGAACGCGAACGCGAACGCGAAGAAGAACCGCGGGAGAGACCGCGAGCGCGUACCUCGCGCACGCGAUGACGGUCGAGAACGCGCUGCAAAGGUACCUCGCGUCGUGCGACGCGCUCGGCGGCGUCGACCACGCGUUCGAUCGCUUCCGCGCGCCGUCGCCCGCUAACGUCGCGCUCGUCUCCGCCGCGGUCUCCGCCGCGGGCGACCUCGCGCGAACCCUGUCAGGGUGGAGCAAGGACACGGGAUACGCGGGAGGAUUUGGAGGCGGAGGUAACGCGGAGGUGUUUAACACUUGGGCGGCGCGGCGACGCCGGCGGAUGUGCGGCUACGUGAGCGACCGCGUGCUCGGGAACGCUUUGGACGCGCGCAAGCCGUCGCGCGCGGAUGCGCGGCUGCUCGCGUCGUUGGGGCGGGAGGUGGUGGAGGCGAUGGACGCGGCCGCGGCGCUGGCGGCGCCGACCGCGAUCGGGGGGAGGAGGCGCGCGGCGAGCGACGCUUCGGGCCCGCGCGGGGAGGUGACGUACCCGCGGUGUUUCUUCCUGUACGACACGCUGAUGUUCUUCGUGUUCAAGGUGAAGGCGAAGCGCGUCGGUGGGGGCGGCGGGGGGGUGCGGGCGACCGCGGGGGGAAGCCGCGCGCGGAGAUGA
Molecule: messenger RNA, 3177 nt
Organism: Micromonas pusilla CCMP1545
Lineage: Eukaryota; Viridiplantae; Chlorophyta; Mamiellophyceae; Mamiellales; Mamiellaceae
Exons: 11
Coding region: 1-3177 (1058 amino acids)
Source: RefSeq, a predicted model, not a curated record